Messenger RNA from Malania oleifera, 1991 nucleotides. Its product is annotated as pentatricopeptide repeat-containing protein At2g33760. Lineage: Eukaryota; Viridiplantae; Streptophyta; Magnoliopsida; Santalales; Ximeniaceae. The transcript is spliced from 2 exons. The coding region runs from base 1 to 1788 and encodes 595 amino acids. The record is from RefSeq and is a predicted model, not a curated record. Gene Ontology annotation, molecular function: zinc ion binding; protein binding; RNA binding. Gene Ontology annotation, biological process: RNA modification.
AUGGAGCCCGAAGGGCUCGUACAGCAACAGCAUAGAGGCGAGAGAAUCACAGUGUCUCCGUCUAAAUCUGCAGCCCACCAAGCUCUCGCACAAGCCGGCGCGCAUGUCAGACCUCUCCAGCAGGUCCACGCGCACAUUGUCAUCUCCGGGUCGCAUCGCAGCCGAGCCCUCCUCACCAAGCUCCUCACUUUGGCCUGUGCCGCCGGCUCCAUUAUCUACACUCGCCAGCUCUUCCUCUGCGUCCCUAACCCAGAUUCCUUCCUCUUCAAUUCCCUCAUCAAAGGCUCCUCCAAGUAUGGUUUUUCCCUCGACGCCAUCCUCUUCUAUCGCCGCAUGGUUCUCGCUGGCAUCUCGAAGUCGAAUUACACCUUUACCUCUGUGAUUAAGGCGUGUGCGGAUUCCACGGCCCUGAGAUGCGGCAGAGCGAUUCAUACCCACGUUUUGGCUUCUGGGUAUGGUUUGGAUUCAUUUGUCCAGGCUGCUCUCGUCACGUUUUAUGCAAAAUCUGAUGAUUUGGUUAGUGCCCGGAAAGUGUUUGAUAGGAUGCCGAAGAGAACUGUCGUAGCUUGGAAUUCGAUGAUUUCUGGCUAUGAGCAAAAUGGGUUUGCACGGGAAGCUGUUGGUUUGUUCAAGGGUAUGCAGAAACUGGGUGCUGAACCUGAUUCUGCGACAUUUGUUAGCGUAUUGUCUGCAUGUUCUCAGUUGGGAGCCCUUGAGUUGGGUUGUUGGAUUCACGAGCACAUUGUGAGUCAAAGUUUUGAUGUAAACGUAGUUCUUGGGACUUCGUUGAUCAAUAUGUACUCAAGAUGUGGAAACGUAAAAAAAGCGCGAGAGGUGUUCGAUUCCAUGAAAGAUCGAAAUGUCAUUGCUUGGACGGCAAUGAUUUCCGGAUAUGGGAUGCAUGGCCAUGGCGUUCAAGCCGUCGAGCUUUUCCAUCAAAUGAGAGCUCAAGGAGCACCUCCAAAUGAUGUCACAUUCGUCGUUGUCCUUUCAGCGUGUGCUCAUGCAGGGCUUGUCCAUGAGGGACGUUGGGCAAUCACAAGCAUGAAGCGAGAUUACGGAUUAAUGCCAACGGAGGAGCACCAUGUUUGCCUUGUUGAUAUGUUUGGGCGUGCUGGAUUGCUCAACGAAGCAUUUCGAUACAUCAGAGAACAGAUCCCUGGGGAGCCUGCACCUGCAGUAUGGACUGCGAUGCUGGGAGCAUGCAAAAUGCACAAGAAUUUUGAUCUUGGAGUGCAAGUUGCUGAGCGCCUCUUAUCUGUAGAACCUGAGAAUCCAGGCCAUUAUGUUCUGCUUUCGAAUAUAUACGCCUUGGCGGGUCGGAUGGAUAGAGUGGAAAUGGUAAGAAAUAUGAUGAUCCAAAGAGGUUUGAGGAAGCAAGUUGGUUAUAGUACAAUAGAGGCUGGAAAGAAGACUUAUCUAUUUAGCAUGGGUGACAAGUCUCACCCUGAAACAAGGGAAAUCUAUAGUUACUUGGAUGAGUUGAUGCAGAGGAGCAGGGAAGCAGGGUAUGUUCCGGCGCCAGAGUGGGUGAUGCAUGAAUUGGAAGAAGAGGAGAGGGAGUAUGCCCUAAGAUACCACAGUGAGAAGCUUGCGGUAGCAUUUGGACUGCUGAGAACUAGUACUGGGACGAUUAUUAGGAUAGUGAAGAACCUUAGGAUCUGUGAGGACUGCCAUUUGGCGAUUAAGUUCAUCUCCGUGGUUGCAGAUAGAGAGAUUAUUGUUCGAGAUAAGCAUCGUUUCCAUCAUUUUAAAGAUGGUUCUUGUUCUUGUAUGGAUUACUGGUGACUUGACUAACAAAGGAAUCCUAUAGAUCGGGUCUAGCAGGCUAGAGGAGCGGGGCUAGUGGUGUGAAUUUUAUGUAGGUAGUGUGUAAAUAGAUAUUUUAUUUUUUUUUUAGUUUUGUGGGAUGUAAUUAUGUGAAAAUAGAUAUAUUUGUGUAUAAAGAUAAUUAGAACUCUGGUAAUAUAAUUUGAGGAUUUUAUAUUUUA